UAGCAUACAGUGUCCCAGCCUCCCUUUCGAAUCACCCAUUAGCCUGCGACCGACUGACCGGGCGUGAACAGAGGCAGGGGAUGGCAGCAUGUCUGUAGCCUUGGGUAUAACACGCAGGGUCAGAAUCGUGUUUCCCUUUAAAGGCCGGGACCCCAGCAAGCAGCAAGUCCUCCUUGCACUCCCAAAGUCCUGAAGUAAGCGAGAUUUACCAAGAUGUCAGUAUGAAAGUGGACUCCUUGGAAGAAGCUGUUGUCUGGUCUCAGGAGGAAACUGGCCAGGAGCCAGAAGGCAUUUCAGACCAAGAAAAGGACGAAGCAAGAUUCGGGAAACCGUUCUUCUCCAUGGAAGAAAGACAAAAAUUUUUCCAGUCCAAAGACCUGGGUGCCAAGGAGUCACUGGUGUCCACCUCCACCGAGGACACAUUGUUCCAGAAGGAGGACGACUCCAAGAUGUACCCUUUGUCCUUGACUUGGUCCUUUGGCUGGAACAGUUCUCUCCCUGUGUACUACAUGCGGGAAGACAAGAGAAUCCUUCUCUACGUCUGCGGCCACACCGCCAUCAUCUACAACGUCUUCAAGAACAGCCAGUACCAUCUCCAGGGCCACCCUAACAUCAUCUCGUGCUUCUGCGUCAGCGAAGACAGGCGAUGGAUUGCCACAGCCGACGAAGGACCAGACUGCCUCAUAAUUAUAUGGGAUGCCUUCACGGGAAUCCCUGUGCACACCAUAUUUGACAGCUGUCCAGAAGGUAACGGCAUAAGGGCAAUAGCCAUCACCCGUGACUCCAAGUUUCUGGCCACCAUCUCGGAUGCUGAAAACCAGAAAGUGUGCAUCUGGAAGUGGACUUUGGCAGUGGAGACGCCCACAUGCGUGCUCGAGCUUCCCAAAGAGUAUGGUUUCCAGGAACACCUCAUCUUCAACCCAGUCAACAACAAUGAGCUGGUGAGCAAUAGCAAGACGCAGGCCGUCUACUAUUCCUGGUUUGAAGACAAGGGUAUACUUACGCACAGUGCCCCGCUUUUAACAGAGAAAACGUUCAACAAGCUUGUGGGGAAGUUUAGCCAGUCUGUCUUCCACUUGAAGUCAUCACAAAUCCUGUCGGCUACAAAGGAAGGGAAGCUGGUUGUCUGGGAUAUCCACUAUCCCUGGACCUCCUCCACCUCCUCCGCCGCCGCCAAAGCCGAAGCCGAAGCCGACCCCGACCCCGCUUCCGCCGACUCCGAAGUCUCCGAAUUCCCUUUCAUCAAGCCGCGGAAACUGGUCCAUUUACAGAAGGAGGCCAUCACAGUGCUCACGACAAUCGACAGCUACAUCGUCACGGGCGACAUUAAAGGCAUCAUUAAGUUCUAUGAUCACACCUUCUCCAUUGUCAACUGGUAUAGCAACUUCAAACUGGGCGCCAUAAGAACUCUGUCCUUCUCAAAGACCCUGCCAAGUCCGCCAACCGAGAAAUCCAACCUCCCCACGGACUGCACCCUAAGAGGCGACCUUUUCGUUGUCAGGAAUUUUAUCAUCGGGACGUUUGACGCCACCGUGUACCACAUGACAGUGGAUGGCACCAAACUUGAGAAGCUCUUUGUGGAACCCAGGGAUGCUGUCCACGCCAUCUCCUGCCACCCGUACCAAUCCCUCAUCGCAGUCGGGAGUGUCUGUGGGAUAAUCAAGGUGUGGGACUUCGAGAAGAAGGUCUAUCUGUUCAGCAGGACCUUUGAGAAGGGGCUUGGAGUCCAAAGUCUGACCUACAACCCCGAAGGAGCCCUCCUUGGAGCUGGAUUCACUGAGGGGACAGUUUAUAUUCUUGAUGCGAUGUCUUUAGAAAAUGAAACUUCAGAGCCCUUCAAAUAUUCCAGGAGCAGCGUGUCUCACGUCAGCUUCUCACACGACUCCAAUUACAUGGCGACCGCCGACGUCAGUUUCACUGUGGCCGUGUAUAUGAUAGUUGUCAAAAAUGGACAAAGGGUCUGGGAAUAUUUGGCGAGACUUCGCUCUCACCACAACAGCAUCCGCAGCCUCCUGUUCGGUAUUCACCUGGACAGCAACGAACCCAGGCUGCUGAGCCUUGGGACAGACAAAUUCUUGAUCGAGUACAAUCUUACCAAGAGCUACAAAGACCACCUGGAGGUCCUCGACAUUCACCGGACAGACCAGGGCAACUACCCCACCUGCAUGAUCUGGUACCCGCCGCUCACCAGGGAGCUCUUCCUGCUCAUUUGCAACAGUGGCUACAAGGUGAAGCUCUUCAAUGCCACCACAAAAAUGUGCAGAAAGACACUCCUUGGACCGGCGUACGGGUCGCCUAUUGAGCAUGCGCAGGUGCUCCCAGUAAAAUCCACGCUAGAGCUGCAGAAGCGCUACUUGGUGUUCAUUAACAAGGACAAGGUUGGUCUCCAGAUCUUACCAGUGGAUGGCAACCCACACAAAACAUGUGCUAUCGUUUGCCACCCAAAUGGGGUGUCUGGCUUGGCCCUUUCCUAUGAUGGCCACUUUGCCUUCACAGCGGGAGGCCAAGAUCGCUCGGUGGUGCAGUGGAAAAUCAACUUAGGUGCCCUGGAGGCGGCCGUUUCCCUCGGGGGUGAAGACCUGACCCCGUUCUACGGUCUGGUGUCCGGUGGCAGGGAAGGAAAAUUCUACAGGGAGCUGGAGGACUAUUUUUACUACUCUCAGAUACGCACUCAAGGUAUCGAUACAAUGGAGACCAGGCAGGUGUCGGAACACAUUUGCCUGUCGGAGCUUCCUUUUGUCAUGAGAGCGAUUGGUUUUUACCCGUCGGAGGAGAAGAUUGAGGACAUGUUUAAUGAGAUCAAAUUCAGUGAAUACGUGGACACCGGGAAGCUGAUCGACAAAAUCAACUUACCGGAUUUCCUCAAAGUUUAUCUCAACCAUAGGCCGCCUUUCGGCAACACCUUCGAUGGCAUCCAGAAAAGCUUUGACGUGCUUGGUUUCACCAAUUCUGAGGGGAAAAAGGCUAUUCAGAGAGAAGAUUUCCUGAACAUGCUCCUCACUAAAGGCGAACACAUGACGGAAGAGGAGAUGUUUGACUGUUUCGCGACUCUGUUUGGCCUGAGUCCUGAGGGGUGGAAAUCGGAGCCUGCAGCCUCCUGCACCAAAGGCCCAGAAAUCUGCCUCGAAAAAGAACUUCCAGAGGAAAUCACGGCAGAAAUAUUCACAACUGACAUUCUCGGCCUAACCCUUUCCAACCAUUCAGAACAGUCUGACCAGUGACGUCAUUGACGACGUUGGCAGCACAAAGGCGUUCAUGUGUGUGUGUGUGUGUGUGUGUGUGUGUGUGUGUGUGUGUGUGUAUGUGUGCAUUUUCCAAGAGGCGUUCCUUUUUCUGUACAUGCCCGCCCCCACCUUAAUCUUUGGAGCAUUUUAGACAUUAAAAACAAAUUUCUCUGAGGCAGUGGAA
This is a messenger RNA of Rattus rattus (black rat), 3408 nucleotides long. RefSeq names its product cilia and flagella associated protein 251 (gene Cfap251). Gene Ontology annotation, cellular component: sperm flagellum. Gene Ontology annotation, molecular function: protein binding. NCBI's taxonomy places the organism in Eukaryota, Metazoa, Chordata, Mammalia, Rodentia, Muridae. Bases 222 to 3221 code for a protein of 999 amino acids. The transcript is spliced from 20 exons. The record is from RefSeq and is a predicted model, not a curated record.